AUGAAAGAUGAUAAAUUUGAUGAACAACGAAGGAGACAGGUUCAAGAUAGCCACCCAAAGAUGGGUGCAUCGGAAGCUGUGCUGCAGCCCCGCAUGCUGGCGCCGGUCCUUGCAAUUGGCCGUGCUGGAAGGGCCGAUCAGGAAGAGGAGGCAGACAGCCUCACGGAGGCCGAGGUGGCCGAUGUCGCCUCCAUGAUGGCGGGUGCACCGGUCCUCAUUGGCGAUGUAGCCUGUAAUGGAUGGCCCGAGCAGGAAGAAGAAGCAGACAGCAUCACAGAGGCUCGAGAAGCUGAUGUUGCCACCGUGAUGGCCGGUGCACCGACCCUCUAG
Symbiodinium natans is the source of this 330-nucleotide messenger RNA. The record is from the annotation of a GenBank genome assembly. Lineage: Eukaryota; Dinophyceae; Suessiales; Symbiodiniaceae.